AAUAAUAUAAUUAAGUAUUUCCUCUGCUGUACACCAAUAAAUACAAUUGAUAUAUUUGUUCCUAAACAAAGUAUUAACUACUUUAUUAAUUUUGAAAAACAACAGGAGAUUUUACAAAACACAGUAAAUAGUGAUUUAAUUAAAAAAUAUCCUGUAAAACAAUCCUAUCAAAGAGCAUUUUUAAAAUGGUUCAUGAGUAAGAUUGAAGAAGGAGGUGGUGAAAUAUAUGAUAGCAUUUAUACUGCAUAUUGUAAAUUAAUAUCUGCUUCACUAGAUGAAUCCAUUCAUUAUCGACACUUUUUAAUACAAAAUGAUUGCAUUAGUAUACAAGAAAGUACAAAUAUUAUAUCGGAAGGUACAACAGGAUUAUGUAGUUGGCAGGGUGCUAUUGAAUUAAGUAAAUGGUGCAUAGAAAAUAAAAAUAAAUUCUGCAAAAAAGUAAUUUUAGAACUUGGUUGUGGAGUUGGAUUAACAGGAUUAUGCAUUAUUAAAAACUGUUCUCCCAAACAAUAUAUAUUUACAGAUUGUCAUAAAACUGUACUUGAAAUGGUUUCUGAGAAUGUUAAACUUAAUUUAUUAUAUAAGGGGAAUGUACCAGCACAGUUAAAUCAUAAUAGAUUAAAACUGCAAAUAACACAUAAUCAUACAGAUGUUAAAGUAAUGGAGUUAAGAUGGGAAGAUAUUAAUAAAUAUAUAAAUGAACAAUGGAUUAUACCUGAUAUAAUAAUUGGGGCUGAUAUUCUAUAUGAUGCAGAUUCAUUCUAUGCAUUAGUAUUAGGAUUAAAAAAUUUUUUAUCCUUCAAUGACAGAUAUGUCAUUAUUGCAGCAACAAUUCGUAAUGUGGAUACUAUUUCACAUUUUGUACAUCAUUUAGGUAUUUUCUUCAAGGAGUAUAGUAUACCACAGCAUAUGGUACACAUGUCCUUAACAAAUUUACCUAUUAAAAUAUUGAAGAUUUUUCAGAAAAGAUGA
This is a messenger RNA of Habropoda laboriosa, 972 nucleotides long. RefSeq names its product protein-lysine N-methyltransferase EEF2KMT. Lineage: Eukaryota; Metazoa; Arthropoda; Insecta; Hymenoptera; Apidae. The record is from RefSeq and is a predicted model, not a curated record. The transcript has 5 exons. The annotation marks the transcript as partial.